Molecule: messenger RNA, 1030 nt
Organism: Vollenhovia emeryi
Lineage: Eukaryota; Metazoa; Arthropoda; Insecta; Hymenoptera; Formicidae
Product: repetitive proline-rich cell wall protein 2-like
Exons: 2
Coding region: 1-726 (241 amino acids)
Source: RefSeq, a predicted model, not a curated record
AUGUUCAGGCUACUGAUACCGUGCCUGUUAUGGCUGUCAACGGUGCGCUCGGAGACCGGGAUGCACACGGGCAUGCCGGUCGAGCCGCUGAUGGAUAAAAUGUCAGACGCCUCGAUGCUGAAGGCUAAGAGAGAGUCCUACCACCAACCUUGUGAACCGCUCUAUCCGCACGAUUCCGACGCUUACCCGCCGCCGUCGGUCUACGUUAAACCCCUGAUCCAACCAACCUACUUGAAAAAGGAGCUAGGUUUAGCGCAACCCUUAGCUCACUUGCAGUACGUUCAACAGCCGCACGCCUACCCCGCUGUGGUGCCGAAACCGACGAUCACGUACGUGAAACCGGUGACGCCCGCGGUCAACUAUCACGGGGUGCAGCAUCAGUCGUUGCAGUACAUCAAACCCGUGAUGCCCAUCUACCAGAAUCCCAUGCUGUCCUACGCGCCGAUCUACCAGAAGCCGCUGCACUACGCGCCCAUGUACCAGAGCCCCAUUUACCACGACGCGAUGCCCAAGAUCUUCCUCAAGAAGUACGAGGAACCUGUCUCCCCGAUACUCUAUCAGAAACCGCUGGUUCACGCGCCUCCCGUUCACUAUGCGACACCGAAAGUGGUGCACGUGCAGGCGCCACAGGUAUCCUACGUGAAACCUGUGGUCCACGCACCUCCAUCUGUGUACGCCCCGCCGCCGGCUCACAAUUCCAUUAUAGUCAAGCCACAUUGUCUGUAAAUCGCUUGAUCGCGCGCGACGUUGAUAUAUCGAGCUCCGGAGAAUGAUAGAAUCUCUAAAUGCGUUAAAGAUUAAACGAUCAACUGGCGAUUUCUAUGUCUUUCACGGCGGCUUUGAUCAAUCUGCAUUUUGUAAGCUGAAAAUGUAAGGCGAAAAAUAUGAAGAAUGAAGUGCAAUGGAAAAUUGUAAAUUACAAGCAUUGUAUGUACCGGAACGCAUUAUGUUUGUACAUCGAUACAAAUCGUGGAAUGCUACGAGUUAUCAAUAAAGAAGAAAGUGAAUUGUCAAAACUGGCAAAUUUGAU